AUGUCUCUCACGCCCUCAACGGCGUACUUGGGCUAUCGACGGACAUUGUCGGAAAGUUCGAAGCAGACCCAGAUGCUUUGCCUUGUUUCCGACCGUCCACGUGAUCCAUCAGACUGGACUGAAGAACACGUGAAAAGUUAUAUGAAACGGCUCUCGCUCCGCUCCACGACAGAGUUGGAGGAUUGGAUCACAGAUCAACACCUUACUGGUAGAUUCUUUAUCCAACUCAAUAGUGAAGAAAUAUACAGGUUUGGACAUAGUCUCGAACUAAACAGGGACAUUCAAGAAUUGUCCCAAAGCCUUCGGGAAAGGGCGGAUCACAUUAGUAGUCCGAUAAAAAUACGCCCACCAAAAGUGUGGAACCUAUUCGAUCCUGUUGCUUCUAUUACUACUGCCAAAUCCCACAUUUCCAAUAAGAUUGAGGAGACAAGUGUUCACAGCGCUAGCUCUUCACGCGACAAUGAAGACCCUGUGAACAACUUGCAGGAUCGUGCGCAGACCGCCGGUACCAAACUCGGGGAUCAUGGUGGGGCUCGCAUACAUGGAAUUUAA
Molecule: messenger RNA, 552 nt
Organism: Fibroporia radiculosa
Lineage: Eukaryota; Fungi; Basidiomycota; Agaricomycetes; Polyporales; Fibroporiaceae
Exons: 3
Coding region: 1-552 (183 amino acids)
Source: RefSeq, a predicted model, not a curated record